AUGGGCAUCAACGGCCUCUCCUCACAUGCUCAUCUCCUGCUCGAGGGCGAGACCGUUUGGUGGGAGGAAGUGCCGAGAACAAAGGACAAGGAUGACGCCGUCCGACGCGGAAACCCCGGGCGGAAUAAGUGGGUAUUCCCCGGCGAUACGAGCCCGACUCGCUCGGUUUUGGGCGGAAACGCCGACGACGCCGGAAACGUCGUCCACCGCACCGGGCGACAAGCGCGCAGAGUUGUCGACCCAGAGAUCGAGUUGCGCGUCCCAGAAACUCUUGGGCUUGCCCGGCCAAUGACUCACACGAGACGACAACCCGUUUCCAACUCAGCCUCGUUCGUGAUCGUCAAGAUGCCGAAAUCUUUGACCAGAUCACGGCCCAGAACGCGAGAUUACGGAUCUUGCUCCCCGGGCCCUCGAUCCAGGUCGCCGCCGUCUCCCCCGUCCGAGAAGCCGGUGACAUGGAGCGCUCUGCCGCACAAGGGCCAGCUCGCCAUGAUCGUGUUCGCCCGGCUGGCGGAGCCCCUGGCCGAGCGCUCGCUGGCCUCGUUCCUCUUCUUCCAGCUGAAGUGGUUCGACCCGUCCCUCUCGGAGGCCACCGUCGCGACCCAGGCCGGCAUCCUCACCUCCGCCUUCGCGGCGGCCCAGUGCGCCACCGGCAUGUGGUGGGGCUACAUCGCCGACAGCCCCCUCUGCGGCCGGAAGAAGGUGCUCAUGAUGGGUUUGCUGGGGACUUGCAUGUCGUCUCUGGGUCUGGCGUUUUCCAGGUCCUUCUUCGCGGCCAUGUGUUUCCGGAUCCUGGCGGGCGCUUUGAACGGGAACGUCGGCGUUUUACGUACCAUGAUAUCCGAGGUCGUGGAUGAUUCAAGGUACCGCUCUCGCGCUUUUCUUCUCCUCCCGAUGUGUUUCAACGUCGGAGUCAUCAUAGGCCCCCUUCUCGGAGGCUGGCUUGCGGACCCGGUCGGGACGCACCCGCAAAUCUUCGGCCCCGGGUCCCUCAUUGGCGGCCCCGACGGCGUCCGGUGGAUGAUGGAGUACCCCUACGCCCUGCCGUAUCUCAUGUCGGCAACCUUCCUGUUCAUGUCCGCGAUGGGAGUCAUCCUCGGUCUCGACGAGACGCACCCCGCUCUCCGAGGCCACAAAGACUACGGUCGCGAAGUCGGCCGCCAGUUAUCGAGCUGUUUGAAGACGAACCGCGAGAAGGGCUACACCCUCGUCGACCAGGAACCAGAAGCAGACCUCCCGAGCGGCGGCGUGCAAUCGCGCGCUCAGCAAGCCGCGGCGGAAGACGGCAGCGAGGACUCCCGCUCCAUCUUCUCCAGCGAGGUCCUCCUCACCCUCACCCAGAACUUCCUGUGCACCCUGCACACCUCGGCCUUCAACGCGAUGCUCUUCAUCAUCCUGCCGCUCGCGCGGUCCAAUAACGCCCACAAGCACCUGCCCUUCCAGUUCACCGGCGGCCUGGGCCUGAGCUCCCAGCAGGUCGGCUUCGCCAACACCAUCAUCGGCGUCGUGGGCCUCCCGCUGCAGAUCCUCCUCUUCCCGCCCGUCAGCGGCCGGCUCGGCGCCACGUCGUCCUACCGCCUCUUCCUCCCCUUCAGCCUCCUGGCCUACGCCGCGAUCCCGUUCCUCGCCCUGCUGCCCGGCAAGAGCGAGGUCUUCUGGGUCUGUCUGGCGGCCGUGCUCAGCUCGCAGGUGCUGUCGAGGACGUUCGUCGGGCCGGCGACGAUCCUGCUGGUCAACGAGGCGGCGCCGCCGGCCGCGCUGGGGACGGUGCACGGGAUCGCGUCCAGCACGUCCGCGGGCGCCCGGAUGCUCGGUCCCGUGAUCGGAGGCCUGGUGCUGAGUUGGGGGCUGAAGAAUAAUGCCAUUGGCGUGCCGUUUUGGGGUCUCGGCGCCUUGACGAUCCUGAAUUGGUUGCUGGUUUGGGGUGUAAGAGUGAACCCGGGGCGAUGA
Molecule: messenger RNA, 1950 nt
Organism: Colletotrichum karsti
Lineage: Eukaryota; Fungi; Ascomycota; Sordariomycetes; Glomerellales; Glomerellaceae
Product: MFS multidrug transporter
Exons: 4
Coding region: 1-1950 (649 amino acids)
Biological process (GO): transmembrane transport
Molecular function (GO): transmembrane transporter activity
Source: RefSeq, a predicted model, not a curated record